GAUUACAGGCGAUUUAAUUCCCGAAGCCAUGUCACUUGUGGGGGCUCGCGCGGAGCCAGCCGUAUUGCAGCUACAGUCGUGAAGUGGUGCUGACUUCGCGACAAUGAGGGACGGGCUGAACAUUUCAUCCCUGCCCAGUCCUCAGGACAGGUACAAGUUAGAGAAGAAGCUCGGCGCUGGUAUAUUCGGGGAGGUGUACCGAGCUCUAGACUCUCAGGCGGCUGGCAAAGCGGUGGCCAUUAAAAUCCAAAUCAACACCGAAGAGAACGAGACCCACAUCCAAGAUGAAUACAAGAUCCUCAGAGACUUCACCCAGCAUCCCAACAUAGUUGAUUUCUACGGUGUGUUCUGCGAGAGAAUCGAUUAUGAAAAACGGAUCUGGUUUGUGUUGGAGUUAUGCGAGUACGGAUCUGUCAUCGACAUGGUCAGGAAACUCAAGGCAAUGGACAGAAAAAUGUCCGAGGAGCACAUCGCUUACAUCCUCAAAUAUACGAUCAAGGCUGUGGUAUACCUACAUGAUAACAGUAUACUGCAUAGAAAUAUAAGAUGCAGCAAUAUACUAAUUUCAAAGGAGGGGGAGGUAAAACUGACCGAUUUCAGUCUAUCGUGUAAAUUGAACGGCCCCGAUGAUAAAGCGAAACUGAGCAUAGGAUCCCCCAGUUGGAUGGCCCCAGAGAUGAUCACGAUCGGGGAGGAGGGCUACGGCAACAGAUCUGAUGUUUGGGCAAUCGGUAUAUCGACUAUCGAAAUGGUUGACGGCAAGGGACCUUUCGAAGAUAUGCAUCCGACAGGGGCGAUUUUCCAAAUACAACGGAACCCACCACCGAGCGUCCUCAAGCCUUCGAUGUCUUCGAACGAUCUUAAUGAUUUCGUUUCUGAGUGCUUGUCCAAAAAUCCAGAAUACCGGCCCUUCAUGAUGGAGCUAGAGGAACAUCCUUUCAUACAAACAGUUCCAGAAAACGACUUCCAUCUUUCGACUGAAUUGAAAAUGCUCGCGGCUGAGCUAAUGAACAAAGAGGCUCCACCAAGGGCACCAGAAAAAAUCAUCAAGAAUGGCCUCCUGACUACUCAAGGAGGAAAAGAACACGAAACGAUGCAAGUGGAAGAUCUUGCCGCAUUAGAACAUCUAACAGAAGAUAGCAUACUGUUCGAAUUACAGGUUAAAUUCCAAAAAGGUGCAUUCACUUCGUUUAUAGGGGACGUUCUUCUGAUACUCAACCCUAAUGCUGACGUAGACAUCUACCAUGAUGAAUAUCACAGAAAAUAUGAAUGCAAGUCGAGAUCAGACAACGAACCUCAUAUUUUUGCUGUUGCUGAUGCUGCUUACCAAGAUGCACUACAUCAUAACGAACCUCAGCAUAUAGUAUUCUCAGGAGAAUGUAAGGCCGGAAAAACUACGAGUAUGAAUCACGCCCUCUCUCAUCUCUCAUACUUAGGUUCUAUGAAAAACAAUACCGGUGAGAGAAUCCAGAAAGCGGCAAGAGUAAUUCAGGACUGUAUCACUGCCGCUACGCCAAUAAACUCUGAUUCGACGCGAGGAAUAUUUCAAAUUCAAGUUACGUAUGGGACUUCUGGAAAACUAAGUGGAGCUCUAUUCUGGCUUUAUCAACUCGAAAAGUGGAGGGUCUCGUCAACUGACAUGACGCACGCGAACUUCAACAUUCUCUACUAUUUCUACGAUGGACUGGAGGCGGAUGGACGACUUAACGAAUUUCACUUGGAAAGUAAUAGAAAACACCGUUACUUAAGAAUUCUCGAAGAACCAGGAAAAAUAAAUAAAGGAGUGAGAGAAACGCCAAUACCGAACGUACGAAGUUACAAAGAGUUCAGAGAAAACCUAAAGUUUCUAGACUGGGAUGAGGAAGAGAUAAAAUUUUUCGAAAAAGUUCUCGCAUCGAUAUUGAUUUUGGGGAAUGUGCGAUUCCGAGAUGGCAAAAAUGGUUCGGCAGAGAUUGAAAAUCUCGACGAUGCUAAGAAAGUUUCCAAAUUACUUGAACUAGAAGAAGUUAAAUUUCUAUGGGCUCUCCUAAAUUACUGUCUAAUUGAAAAGGGCAAUGCAGUUAAAAGAAGACACUCUACGGACGAAGCCAGAGAUGCAAGAGAUACCUUAGCAAGUGCAUUAUAUAAGCGACUGAUUGACUGGAUGGUUAAUCUUAUAAACUCUAAGUUAGCGUUUAUGCGAGCUGUUUUCGGUGACAAAUAUUCCGUGAGUCUUCUAGACAUGUUUGGUUUCGAAUGCUACCACAGAAACCGACUGGAGCAAUUGAUCGUGAAUACAACUAACGAACAGAUACAGUUUUUGUACAACCAAAGGAUGUUUGCCUGGGAAAUGCAAGAAGAGGCUGAAGAAGGAGUGAGGGCAGCGGCCUUACACUUUUACGAUAACAAAAAGUCAGUCGAUCAGCUUAUGAAGAAGCCUUUGGGCGUAUUCUAUAUUUUAGAUGACGCGAGUCGUGUCGGCGAAGGUGCAGAGUAUAUAAUGAAUACUAUGAAAACUAAAUGCAAAGGGCCAUACGUGAAACCUUGUGGCACCCACGAAUUCAGCGUAGCUCAUUACACGGGAAAAGUGAAUUACGACGUGAGGGAAAUGGCCGAUAAAAAUAAAGAUUUCUUACCACCGGAAAUGAUAGAGACGAUGAGAUCCUCUUCCAAUUUGAUCUUACAAGAGCUGUUCAGGAACAAGUUCACAAAGGCCGGUAAUCUUACAGCGUCGACCGAUGCCUCGCCAGCUCAGCCAGGCAGAUCCAAGUCUGAAAAGGAAUUAGAUAACCUUAAAGCAAGAAAGCACAACGUCGAAUCCAAAGGGCAGUACUCGCAGAUACGCAGGAUGAGGACAGCAUCCGCCGUAUACAGGGCCACCUCCUUGGAAAUUCUGAAGCAACUCUCGAUCGGACCUGGCAGCGGAGGCACGUUCUAUGUCAGAUGCAUCAGAACAGACCUCAACGACAGCCCCCGCGGCUUCCAGACGGAGGUGGUGAAGCAACAGCUGCGAGCAUUGGCAGUUUUGGACACUGCCAAAGCUCGCCAAUUCGGAUUUUCGUGUAGAGUACCGUUCGCUGAGUUUAUUCGAAGAUACCGAUUUCUGGCGUUUGAUUUUGAUGAAACAGUUGAGGAAACGGCAGACAAUUGCCGACUUCUUCUCAUUCGUCUCAAAAUGGAAGGAUGGGAACUGGGAAAAACUAAAGUAUUCCUCAAGUAUUACAACGAAGAGUUCUUGUCACGGUUAUACGAGACACAAGUCAAAAAGAUUAUCAAAGUACAAAGCAUGAUGCGGUUGUUCUUGGCAAAACGUAAAGCAACGAAGGACAAAUCGAAAGCUAUGCACCUCAAAGGAUUAAAGAAACAGCAAUCACAACAAAGGCCCGAUUGUUCAGAAGAAGAAGCGGCAUUACGUAUACAAAAAGCUUACAGAGGCUUUGUAGUGCGUAAAGCGUAUGGACCUCUUGUCAACAAAUCCACAGGACAAAUAGACGAAACGACAGCAAAGUUCCUCAAAAGUUUUGCAAGAAAAUGGAAGAGUAGAUCCAUGUUCCAAGUUCUUUUACAGUAUCGAGCAGUCCGCUAUCAAGACCUGGUGAACUUUUCACAACAGGUGCACAUCUAUAACCAAGGUGUUGUGGAUUCAAUCCUGAACACGAGCGUGCCCAUUUCCCUGGACCGGGUAGACCCACAGGCCAAUCAGAGCACUUUCCUUGGAAACGCGCCUCAAUCAGUGUGGAAGUUGCCAUUCCGAAUUGAUCAGAUUCAGUACUACGACACGUCGCAUAUGUGCGAUCCCAACAUGAAGAAGUCGGACACUUACGCAAGUCCAACUGACUCCGACAACGAACCGUGGGAUGAACCUUUAAGGAGACGUUGCAAUGCAGCGCAGACCGAUCCUUUUAAAGCGUCUAUAAGUACACAGACUUUGAUAACGAUCCCGUUCUGCAGAGAUCCUACCCUUCCCGUUCCGACACUUCCGCCCGACGAGCCCGAAAUAUAUCCUCGAUCUAAGAGCCCCAACAAGAUCAUGUACCCCAGAAGUUCCGGACGGAGUCCCUCACCUCAAGCGUACUAUCAGCCCCCGGCGCCCUGGCACGAGGACACGAACGUUCUGGAGAACACUUCGCCGCCUCUUCGACGACCGACCCGCGUCCACUAUAACAUCGACGCGAGCGAUCUCCCGGACCCCAUAAGCGAGCUGCACGCCCUGGCUAAACUGUCGCACACGAACGAAAACGAGGACGACCCCCCGUUUAACUUCCAAGCGAUGCUAAAGCGGACCCCGAGGAACAGAGCGUCGAUGAAGAGGCACGGAGAAAUAAGAGAGAGCGGUGAGGAAUCGAGGUCUUCGGGCGAAUCGCGCUCUGUUUACUACGGUGGCAACGGAAACAGUACCAGGAAUCAGGAGACCAGAUUUAGUGGAAGGGAAGAUUACGAUGACUUCGGGGACAAUUCCAGGAGAAAUUUCCCGGGUAGGGACAAUAGGGAUGUCCGGGAAACUAUAGAAAUAGCGCCGGGGAUCACUUUGGAAGGUGAGGUGGCAGACUUGUAAUACAAAUACGUGUUUGUUCCGUAAAAAUAUAUUUGAUCUCCAUUGCACUGGAAGUUCACAUUGUUACAGUGUUCCUUACUUACUUUUAAAGCCAUGUAUUACUUGUUACUUUAAGUCAUUAUUAUGCUUAUAGUUAAUAUAAUUUCUCAAUAGAGUUAAGUAGAUAUAUAAAAUAUGUUAGAGCCUUCGAAAACGCCUAGCAUAAUUACACAAUAUUGUCAAAAAUACACAUACAAAGGACGAUCCAAAAUGUAGAAAAAUAUAUCACUCGCACUCUAUAAACUAUGAUAUCCUUAUUCGAAAUUGCUUUGGUAACUUAUUUAUUAUUAUAAUUCAGAAAUGAUCUUUGACUGCC
Aricia agestis (brown argus) is the source of this 4889-nucleotide messenger RNA. RefSeq names its product neither inactivation nor afterpotential protein C (gene ninaC). The transcript has 17 exons. Gene Ontology annotation, molecular function: ATP binding; protein kinase activity; cytoskeletal motor activity. Gene Ontology annotation, cellular component: myosin complex. Lineage: Eukaryota; Metazoa; Arthropoda; Insecta; Lepidoptera; Lycaenidae. Gene Ontology annotation, biological process: protein phosphorylation. The record is from RefSeq and is a predicted model, not a curated record. Bases 104 to 4534 code for a protein of 1476 amino acids.